UUUAAUUUAUUCAUAAUAUUUCCUUUAUUUUGUUUUUCUUUUGCAAUUAAAACACCAAACACACAUCAAAGAUCUCGACAUGUCUUUAACGACUCCUAAAACCUUCACACUUGAUGAAUUAGCUAACAUUGCUUUAGGAGCGCCAGAAUUAACUAAUGAACAUUUAAGUGUACUUCAAAGUCUCUUGAUUAUUCUGUUGGAAAAACUAAAUUGCCACAAUGAAACAGUUCGCAUUCAAGGAUUUCCCGCGAAAUGUAUAGAGAAGUUAUUAAAAGAAACCGCAAGCAAAGGAAAAUAUGAUUUUCAAUUGACAACAAUUAAAGGUUAUGAAGAAAAAUGGAAACUUUUAGAAAAACUGGAAAAUAAAACACAAGAAAUUGAUGACAAAAUCGAAGAACAUUUCGAAGAAAUACGUAUAUGUUUUAGAACGGAUGUUUUUGAUCCUACACAUUGGGAUCUAUAUGCGGCCGCCAAUGAAGAUUUGUGCACUCUUUAUAUGGAACACAAUAAGGAAUUAUGUUUGAUGGCCGGAAAUUCUGUUUUCAAUGUGGGCUUAAGGAGACGUGUUUCAUCAGUUAUGGUGGAACGUUUAAAAGAAUUUGAGUCUAAAAUCGACAGCAUGAUCGAUAAGUUAAAGGAAAUCAAGCAGAUGGCCAAUAAGGCCUCAGGAAAGCAGAAAUGUAUUGAAUAUAUAGUAAAUGAUAUUGAAGAAAUACGCUGCUCUUUAGAUAAAAAUGAACAAGGUUUUCGUGAAGCUAUGUUGGAGACUCAAGAAAUGUUAAACUGUAAAUUAGAUCGGGUCACUUUGCCGGCUAUGAAGAAAUAUUUAGAGCAAAGAUAUGCUGAAAUUAAAGAAUUUCUGAAAGAAUUGCAAAAAGAAUCAAGAAAAUGUCAUACCUUAAAACCUAUGCUGAUAGAAGACAAAAACUCAUGUUUGUCCUGUGGCCGCCCUAAGGAAUUGGUAUUAAGAAAACAAGUUCAGUCCACAAAAACCAGUGAUGAGACAGGUGAUAAAUGUUUUUGCUAUAAUUUGCAAAGAGAACCAACAAUUUUAGAAAAAAUGGAUAGAUUAAAGGCUAAUAAUUAUAUGGCUGCUGCUCCUUCGGUUCAACGUGUUUCCCGACAAAGUGCUUUUAAGAAAAAUCAAUUGAAAUUGGAUAGUCAUGGUAUUCUUACGAAUUAUACCAGUUCUAGUAUAUUUCCAAAACCCGACGCUUAUAUUGUAUCGGCUAUGAAAAACUCACAAAAGAAACAGCUAACAGGAGAAAAGUAAUCCGGGUACGGAAAAGUCUCAAAGCCUGGUUACAAUUGAUCCUUUAUACGGCGAGAGAGUUUUGUCUAUGCAGGUGUU
Molecule: messenger RNA, 1351 nt
Organism: Lucilia sericata (common green bottle fly)
Lineage: Eukaryota; Metazoa; Arthropoda; Insecta; Diptera; Calliphoridae
Exons: 2
Coding region: 80-1273 (397 amino acids)
Source: RefSeq, a predicted model, not a curated record